UAUAUAACGGCGAGAGCUUUCCCGCCCUUUUUAUAUUCUGAUUACUGUUCGUCGCCUCGUGUUUAUCCGUAAGCCUCCGAAGUUAUUAUCUUUUUUUAAUUUAAAUUUUCUCCCGUCACGGUGCCACCCCCACCUCUCCGCUCUUGCCCUGCAUGGCGGCGAUGCGGUGCACUCGGCUUGGAGCGCUGUGCGCGGCUCUGCGACCUCUGGGGCCUCGGGCCUACGGCCUCCACGUGGAGUUGCUGCCGCCUCUGACGCCACCUUUGCCGCAGCAGAAGCAGCAGAGGCAGCUUCACGCUACGGGCUCGGCGGAGAGGGCCCACGCGGGCAACGUGGCCGUGGUACUGUCUGGAGCAGGUGUAUAUGAUGGAACAGAGCUACUUGAAGCAGCCUCUGUGCUGAUCCACCUGAGCCGUGGAGGGGCUAAGGUGGAGAUGUUUGCUCCAAAUGUCUCUCAGAUGCACGUGGUGGACCAUAGCAAGGGGGAGCCUGCCAUGGGAGAGACGAGGAAUGUGCUUGUGGAGUCUGCACGGAUUGCUCGUGGAAAAGUCAGUGACCUCGCCAAGCUGAAUGCUAGCACCUUUGAUGCGAUCAUCUUUCCCGGAGGCUUUGGAGUGGCCAAAAAUCUGUCAACAUUUGCUGAAAAGGGUAGCGACUGCAAAGUGAAUGCUGAUGUGGAGAGGGUGCUGAAGGAGUUCCAUGGGUCCAAGAAACCAAUUGGGCUCUGCUGCAUUGCUCCAGUGCUGGCUGCGCGUGUGCUGCCUGGUGUGGAGGUGAGCGUUGGGCAGGAGAGCGACCAGGGUGGGAAGUGGCCCCAUCACGCUGCUGCCGGUGCUGUCAAGGCCAUGGGGGCGAAGCAUGUGGAAAAACAUGUCACCGAGGUCCACGUGGACACCAAGAACAAGGUGGUGACGACGCCGGCGUUCAUGUGCGAGACCGACUACCAUCACAUAUUUGAUGGCAUCGGGGCCAUGGUGAAGGCAGUGCUGAACCUCGCCAAGAAGUGAUAUCUGUCGUAGGCAUCGAUUCCAAAAGUAUUGUUGUGAAACGUAGCUCUUGACAUUUUGUAGAUGCGUGGAGUAUGAUUUGUACUCCAGCAUUGGAUGUUUUUGUCGGGGGUUUUUUGCACUACAGCAUACCAAGGCUGGAUAAUGUUGCAAAUUGAAAGUUCAUUGUUCGUCAACAUAUCUUGUUUUGCUCUGGCACUGGUUAAUGGAUAUCGAGUGUGGUUGUCCAAACUCUUUAGAAACUGAAAACGAAGUGGAAGAAUGACAAACUACGAGCCCGGCCAUUCAGUCUUCCAGUCACUGUUGGGGGUGGGGCGAGUGCAUUCUUAUCUAUUUUACAGGCUGUAUGAUACCAUGAAUGUGAUGUCACACAGCUCUUAUAAUGACAGACUCUACAAGCUGCGAUUAAAUGAACCAUCGGGAACAAGAGUUUGAGAUCCAUAGCAUAUGUCAGACGAAUUAUUAAUUUUUAUCCACAUUUGCUAUUGGAUACGUCACAGCCAGUUAAAGAAUGUUUCAAAUUAUCAGCCGUCUUCAUGCUGACUGGUAACAACUAAAGACGUAGCAUUUUUCCAAGUGCAUUUGCAUUACUAUAAGCACAUGAGCCUAUAAUAAUUGUAUCAUUAAGUAUAUUUUAGAUGUUGCUCCAGAUAUAUAAAUGUACUCUGCAUCCAGAUGUUUAAUCUGCAGAUGCAGUAUUUGAAUGGAAAAAAAAGUAUGAAUUUUACUUAAAAGUUAAAACAUUAAAAAUGUACUAAGGACAUUUUGUAAUGUUAAUUUUAUUUCACUAAAUAAAUUAAACUGAAAUAUUUAAAAAUUCUGAUGCAAUGUACACCAAUACUAAAAUGUCAUAGUUACACGUGUUAAACUUGCUGUGAAUGUAUAAUGUAUUUAAUAAAAGCAAGCAGUUGCACUCUAAA
Lethenteron reissneri (Far Eastern brook lamprey) is the source of this 1927-nucleotide messenger RNA. RefSeq names its product ES1 protein homolog, mitochondrial-like. Gene Ontology annotation, cellular component: mitochondrion. The record is from RefSeq and is a predicted model, not a curated record. NCBI's taxonomy places the organism in Eukaryota, Metazoa, Chordata, Hyperoartia, Petromyzontiformes, Petromyzontidae.